Paramecium octaurelia is the source of this 1539-nucleotide messenger RNA. The record is from the annotation of a GenBank genome assembly. NCBI's taxonomy places the organism in Eukaryota, Ciliophora, Oligohymenophorea, Peniculida, Parameciidae.
GUAAAUGUCACUUAAUAACUUCUUUAAGUAAAAGUAGUAACUGCAAAAAGAAAAGGAGGAAAAAGAUAAGUAUAAUAAAUUAAUAAAUGAAGAUAGUAAGCUAAAGAGUAAUCAGAUUAAAAACGAAAUAUAUAAUCUGUAUAAUUGAAGGCUCGUGCCUCAUAAAGAAUUGAGACAUUUUAAGAAACAAUGAUGUCUAAAUAAUAUGUAGAAAGUAUGAAAAAUGGAUCAUACCCAUUACUGCCCACAAGCAAGCAUUCAUUUCGAGAUAGAGAAAAAGACAAAGAGAUGGAAAAGCUGGGUGGAAUCUAUCUGAAAACGUAAUUUAUAACAUUUAAUAAUAAUAGAUUCCAAGUAGCAAAAAAUAGAGCUCAAACUGCAUAACAAGAAUUCAGGUCUGCUCAUUUAGCAACAGGCGAGUUUGAUCCAAACCUUCCAACUAAAAAUCAUGAAAAAUGGUUGAAGCCAAAAGACUUAUCAAAACAAAGUGAGCCUAUGAGAUUUGGUUUAAGUUAGAGAACUGAAGUUGAAAGGGUGAAUUAAGAACUAAAAAAGGUUAGUGAACAAUUGGAUGUUUAAGUAAUUCAUAUGUAUCUAUGGUUUUCAAGAAUAAAGACUUGAAAAUGUUGAUUAGACCAAGUUGGAAAGAUGAGCAAAAAGAAAAAUGGUUGGAUAAUCAUACAUUUAACAUUUACCCAUGUUUAUAUGAUGGUCAUAGGAGUGACUACCCUUGGGAACAGCAUCCAAUCAACCUAAAUAAUCAAAAUAACCAAUAUAUUGAUGGUUAUGAAGUAGUUGGAGAUCUUUCGAGAUAAAGAUUCAAAGAAAAAGAGGUACUUUGUUUCUAUUAAUUAUAACCAGCAUAAAAGGAGUGAUUUUAUUUCCACUGUUAAAGAAGAUCAAGUUGGCACUACGAUGCAUAUAUCUAGAUCCCUUAGAACUAUGAAAUAGGAUAAAAUACUAAAUAUGCAAUAGAAUUAUGAUGAAUACUCUAGCAAUAAAUAAAUUGAACAUUAUAAAACUACACUCUUAUAAACUAAAAGUAUAGAUCAUGUUACACCUUAUUAACAUAGUAACAAGUAAAUAACAUACUGAUAUUCUAGUUAUAAAGGCCAUUCUUUACACAAUUUGAGACCACAACAGCCUAACAAACUAUACAGACAAUCUAUUAAUUAUCUAAACCAAAAAGUAAUAACAAAAUAACCUCCCCAACAAGCUGUCAUAGUCUAAAAUCAAUUUCCUUCUUAAGAAGACUAACCAACUUAACAAAUGCUCACAGCAGAUCUAUUUAUACCGAAAUAGAAAUUGACUUAAAUUCAAGAAGUUUCAUAAGUUUAGAUCUAAAGUCAUCACUCAAAUAAUCCUUUUAGUCGAGAAUCCUUAGGUUCAUAAGGAGGAGCCAGAUCUAGAUUCAUGGAUUAAUACAAACAAAAAAAGGCAGACUCUGGAUAAAUGAAAUUGGGGUAUCCUUAUCAUUUAGAGGAUGAUGAGACUACUGCUAAGGUUAUGGUCAAAUAUUUUCAACAAGAACAAAAAUGA